This is a messenger RNA of Drosophila kikkawai, 1730 nucleotides long. RefSeq names its product iduronate 2-sulfatase (gene Ids). The record is from RefSeq and is a predicted model, not a curated record. Lineage: Eukaryota; Metazoa; Arthropoda; Insecta; Diptera; Drosophilidae. Gene Ontology annotation, cellular component: cytoplasm. Gene Ontology annotation, molecular function: iduronate-2-sulfatase activity.
AUGACCGCUGCUAGUGCUCGUCUCCUGCUCUUGUUGUGGCUGUGGGAAUUCUUAUUCUUUACCGCUACCUUCUCGGAGGCAGCUACCCCACCCCAACGUCCCAAUGUGGUGCUGGUGAUCUUUGAUGAUCUGCGUCCAGUUCUGGGCGCUUAUGGUGAUCCGCUGGCCAGCACCCCCUAUCUGGAUGAGUUUGCUCAAGGAAGUCAUGUCUUUACAAGGGCCUACAGUCAGCAAUCUCUGUGCGCGCCCAGCCGGAAUUCCCUGCUCACAGGCCGACGUCCGGAUACAUUGCACCUGUACGACUUCUACAGCUACUGGCGCACUUUUACCGGAAACUUUACCACCUUGCCGCAGUACUUCAAGGAUCAUGGAUACUACACCUACAGCUGUGGCAAGGUCUUCCAUCCGGGACUUUCCUCAAACAAUACAGAUGACUAUCCCUUAAGCUGGUCGGCGCCAGCCUUCCGUCCACGUACCGAGCAGUUUAUGAACUCACCCGUGUGUCCGGAUAAGGAGGGCAUUCUGCGGAAGAAUCUCAUCUGUCCAGUGGAGCUGCAAACGCAGCCGUACAAGACUCUGCCGGAUAUUGAGUCUGUGGCUGAAGCUCUGCGGUUCGUAGAGAGCCGUAAAACCCGGAAUCGAGAGCCCUUUUUCCUGGCCAUGGGUUUCCACAAGCCACACAUCAAUUUCCGCUUUCCCAAGCAAUUCCUCUCCAGAUUUCCUUUGCCUCAGUUCUUCAACUACACAGAGGACACCCUGAAGCCCCCGAAUAUGCCAGCGGUGGCCUGGAAUCCCUACACGGAUGUGCGUGCCAGGGAUGACUUUAAGCACUCGAAUAUCUCCUUUCCUUAUGGACCCAUUGCCAGGCAUCAGGCUGCCCAGAUCCGACAGGGUUACUAUGCCUCCGUGGCCUAUGUGGACGAUCUGUUUGGUAAGCUGAUGGAGGGUUUGGAUUUGGAGAACACGGUGGUGGUGGUACUUGGUGAUCAUGGCUGGUCCCUGGGCGAGCAUGCCGAGUGGGCCAAAUACAGUAACUUCGAGGUGGCCCUGAGGGUUCCACUGAUGAUUAGAAGCCCGCAGUUUCCUGUGAGCCAAACUAAGUUCUAUCAAGGCAUCACUGAGCUGCUGGAUGUGUUCCCUACUCUGGUGGAUCUGGCGGGUUUGCCUGCUUUGCCCGCCUGUCAAGAGGAUCCCCAGAAGUUGACCUGCGGCGAGGGCAAGAGCUUGUACUUUCAACUGAUGGGCUUGGGAUUGGCGGAUGAGCAUGUGGCCCUCAGUCAGUAUCCUAGACCUGGAAUGCUGCCCACAAAGCAUCCUAAUAGCGAUAAGCCCAAGCUGCGCAACAUCAAGAUCAUGGGCUAUAGCUUAAGAACCGAUCUAUAUAGGUAUACAUUGUGGGUCAGAUUCCAUGCCCAGAAUUUUAGUCGAGACUGGCAUGAUGUAUAUGGCGAGGAGUUGUACGACCAUCGACUGGACUCUGGCGAGGAGAUGAACCUGGUGCCGCUGCCCGAAUUCGAUGAUGUGCGCCAGCGUCUGCGCCGGCGUCUCAUGGAGGUCGUGGGCAGCAGCUAGCGGAGAUCGCCUACCCCAGCUCUUUCCCCUGACCUGAUCUUAAAGAUUUUAAAUAAAUUCAUAAGCAGUAUAUGUAUAUAUGUAUGUAUAUAGUAUGCAGCUGGAGAGACGAAGCGAAUAUCUUGUCGCCAUAAUUGGAAUUUAAUACUUCCGGUUGG